Messenger RNA from Elaeis guineensis (African oil palm), 1111 nucleotides. RefSeq names its product mitochondrial import inner membrane translocase subunit TIM17-2. Lineage: Eukaryota; Viridiplantae; Streptophyta; Magnoliopsida; Arecales; Arecaceae. Gene Ontology annotation, biological process: protein import into mitochondrial matrix. Gene Ontology annotation, molecular function: transmembrane protein transporter activity. Gene Ontology annotation, cellular component: TIM23 mitochondrial import inner membrane translocase complex. The record is from RefSeq and is a predicted model, not a curated record.
UUUCUUCUCGAUUUUUCUUCCUUCCUUCUUGGCGGCAUGGGAACGCCGGAGACGUCGCGCGAGCCGUGUCCGGACCGGAUCUUGGACGACAUCGGCGGAGCGUUCGGGAUGGGAGCGGUGGGAGGAUCGGCCUUCCACUUCAUCAAGGGACUCUACAACUCCCCCAACGGCGAGCGGCUCGCCGGCGGCGUCCAGGGGGUCCGCAUGAACGCCCCCCGCGUGGGCGGAAGCUUUGCCGUCUGGGGCGGCCUCUUUUCUGCCUUCGACUGUUCCAUGGUAUACAUCCGCCAGAAGGAGGACCCCUGGAACUCCAUCAUCGCCGGCGCCGCCACAGGUGGCUUCCUCCAGAUGCGCCAGGGAGCCGGCCCGGCCGCCCGAUCCGCCCUAUUCGGGGGUAUCCUCCUUGCUCUCAUCGAGGGUGCCGGCAUCAUGCUCAAUCGCGUCCUCAGCGCCCCGCAGAACAUCCCCGACCCCGCCCUCAUGAUGCCGCCAUCUAGCGUUCCCGCCAUGGCUGGCGCUGGAGGGUCCAUUCCCCAGAUGGGAUACCAAUCUCCAGUCUCCCUGGCUGAAGAUACCACUGCCUCCUCCUCCUCCUCUUCUUGGUUCGGAGGGUGGUUUGGAGGUGAGAAGAAGCAGGAUAAGGGGAAGAGUGGAGGUGGAGGCAGCAAGACGGAGAUCCUAGAGAGUUUUGAUACGCCAAGCACUCCGAUCCCAACUUUUGAGUACAAGUAGAGUAACGGGGAUUUUUUGUUUCUGAAUGAGGAUAUUUGAUGGAAGAUAAUGAAACAGCUCUAUUUGUCGAGGAAUGGGCAUCCAAAAAAAGGGAUUAGAAGCAUAUUAACUUGACAUCAAAGGUCUGAAAUGCAUAAAUGAGCUGCCUCCGGCAUCUCUACCUCGCAAUAGUUGUUUGUAUGCUGGCUACUUUUUUGAUGUCCUUAGACACUCCAUAGGUUUGGUAUCUUUAUAAGACCUUUCAGACGUCAUUAUUUAUGGAGUGUUUUGGGAUUCCGAAUCCUAUAGUUAAUAUUAGUUAAGAUUGAGUUUGCAAGUAGUUCAUGCAUUCGUUGUGUUCUGACUCCAUAAGAUGAAUGGAAAUACCAAACUGCUGCUG